This is a messenger RNA of Mus pahari (shrew mouse), 792 nucleotides long. RefSeq names its product receptor transporter protein 1 (gene Rtp1). Gene Ontology annotation, molecular function: olfactory receptor binding. Bases 1 to 792 code for a protein of 263 amino acids. Gene Ontology annotation, biological process: protein targeting to membrane; protein insertion into membrane; detection of chemical stimulus involved in sensory perception of bitter taste. The transcript is spliced from 2 exons. The record is from RefSeq and is a predicted model, not a curated record. Gene Ontology annotation, cellular component: cell surface. NCBI's taxonomy places the organism in Eukaryota, Metazoa, Chordata, Mammalia, Rodentia, Muridae.
AUGAGGAUUUUUAGACCGUGGAGACUGCGCUGCCCUGCCCUACACUUACCCUCUUUCCCCACGUUCUCUAUAAAGUGUAGUUUGCCUCCUCUUCCCACUGACGAAGACAUGUGUAAGAGUGUGACCACAGGCGAGUGGAAGAAGGUCUUCUACGAGAAGAUGGAGGAGGUGAAGCCGGCGGACAGCUGGGACUUCAUCAUAGACCCCAACCUCAAGCACAAUGUGUUGGCCCCUGGCUGGAAGCAGUACCUAGAACUUCAUGCCUCAGGCAGGUUCCACUGCUCCUGGUGCUGGCACACCUGGCAGUCGCCCCAUGUAGUCAUCCUCUUCCACAUGUACCUGGACAAGGCUCAGCGCGCUGGUUCGGUGCGCAUGCGUGUGUUCAAGCAGCUCUGCUACGAGUGCGGUACAGCGCGGCUGGAUGAGUCCAGCAUGCUGGAGGAGAACAUCGAAAGCCUGGUGGACAACCUCAUCACCAGUCUGCGCGAGCAGUGCUAUGGGGAGCGUGGUGGCCACUACCGCAUCCAUGUGGCCAGCCGGCAGGACAACCGGCGACACCGCGGAGAGUUCUGCGAGGCCUGCCAGGAAGGCAUCGUGCACUGGAAGCCCAGCGAGAAGCUGCUGGAGGAGGAGGCGACCACCUACACCUUCUCCCGUGCUCCCAGCCCCACCAAACCGCAGGCCGAAGCAGGCUCAGGCUGCAACUUCUGCUCCAUUCCCUGGUGCUUAUUUUGGGCCACGGUCCUGAUGCUCAUCAUCUACCUGCAAUUCUCCUUCCGUAGUUCUGUCUAA